This is a messenger RNA of Mauremys reevesii (Reeves's turtle), 2110 nucleotides long. Its product is annotated as cytochrome b5 type B. The transcript is spliced from 7 exons. The record is from RefSeq and is a predicted model, not a curated record. Lineage: Eukaryota; Metazoa; Chordata; Testudines; Geoemydidae. Gene Ontology annotation, molecular function: heme binding. The coding region runs from base 1009 to 1527 and encodes 172 amino acids. Gene Ontology annotation, cellular component: intracellular membrane-bounded organelle; mitochondrial outer membrane.
CAUGUGGUUAGACUAGCUUAACUGGUAACUGAAGACAAAUGUUCAUUUCCUGUGAAAUGAGAUUUUUUUCCCAAAAAUAUUUCCCCUCAUGUACUGAAUAAACAUAGAACAGGAAGAUAGGAAUUUACCGAAGGGACCAUGUGACAGAAAUACAGUCACACAGGGAAUAACUCACAUGACAUAAGGUAAACAUCACACCAUGUGACCAGACCCUAAAAGGGUUUAAUCUCAAAGCUCCAUAGCAUGCAUGGUUCCUUCCCUGUUUAUAUAGCAAAGGAAUCACUGAAGCUAUUGAUAACCUUUGAUUAAGGCUGGGUGGAAGACAUUUCCAGCCUUGUACUGGAAAGGGAUUGAUGAUGGACAUUUACAUAAUACUCCCUCUAUAGCACUCAACAAACUUAACUGAUUUCUGGAUUCCCCUUUGCUCGCACAUUGGAUUCAAAGUUCUUGUUGGCAUCUCUGCUCCUCUCUAUUUGUCCAACCUGGUUUCCUCAUCAGAUGCCAGUCUUGAUGCUCCCAUCAUCUAUUUCUUCCACACUUUUCUCUGCAUUGUUUUCCAUGCUUCCCGCUACAGCCAGAACAUCUUCUCUACUCCAGCCCACCUUGCUCCCCCUCUCUCCUCAAAAUCUGACUCGUCCAUGAUGCUUACAAUGAGGUAUUAAGAAAAUCUCAUGUGAGCCACUAACACACACACAGCUACUGCUUCCUGCUCUCACCUCUCCCCAUCCUCUCCUUACUAGUUGUUACCUCUAGAAGCGCUUUAGGACAGGGGUAGCAUCUGGGUCAGGCCCCCAACUAUCAGCUCCAGCUGCCUACAAAAGCACUCACUGCCCACAGCUUCAGGGGGCACUGAGACCACCCAUGAGGCAGCCAGACAGCUGUACAGCCCCACAGCAACCAAGAGCAGGGAGCAAGGAUCUGUACCUGUGGGCAUUGCGCGGGGAGUGUCACCAUAGACAGUAGAACCAGGAGAACCUCACUCCAGUGGAAGAGGUGCCGGGAGCUGGGAUGGGGAGCGAACAGCUUAGCGCUGUUGGGGUUGGCGCGGCGCCCGAGGGCGACCCCUUCUUCACCUUGGCGGAGGUGGCGAAGCGCAACUCGAGCCGCGAGGCCUGGCUGGUGAUCCACGGGCGCGUGUACGACGUCGGCCGCUUCCUGGAUGAGCAUCCAGGUGGAGAGGAGGUUUUGCUCGAACAGGCUGGUAAGGAUGCCACAGAGAGCUUUGAAGAUGUUGGGCACUCCACAGAUGCCAGGGAAAUGCUCAAAGAGUACUUCAUAGGAGAGCUUCACCCGUGCGAUCGUAAAAAUGAAGGCUCUAAGGAUGCUCUAAGGAGAAAGAUCGCUGCUGCUAUCCUUAGUUCAGUGGAGAAGAGCAAUCCAGUGUGCUGCAGCAGUCUAGGGGAACAAGAUCCAAACACGACAUCCUCAAGCCAGUCAAGUUUCUGGUCAGCAUGGCUAAUCCCCAUCUUUGGCGCACUGGUCAUAGGCUUAAUGUACCGAUAUUACAUGUUGGAUGGGAAAUCUUGAUCUGACCUCGCUGGAACCUUGAGAAGCAUGAGACCACAUGCAUGCAAGCAAGAGCUCUGGGGUUUUGGUUUUCUUAAACCUUGUGUAUUUUGUUCUUAGCUUUGAGUCUGUCUAACAAUGGUGGUGUCUGCAGAGUCAAGCUACUGUUAGAGAGUGUCUGUCCAGGCUCUGGGAUCCGCUGCCCUGUCUCACGUUCUCUUCAGAGUCUUCGUAUGUGUGUUGGGGCAGGGGGUGAGGUGCAGUGUCCUAAUAUUCCAUUAUAUGUCUAGUCUGGCUCGCUGUAAUAAUCAAUCAUGGGUAACGUUUCUUUUAACACCUUUUUGUUAAUCCCAACAAUGUGGAACAGCUGCUAGCAUGUGAGCCUGUGAAAUGCCCCUGUCUUCCAUGUGAGCAUUGUCAAAGAAACUGCAAGUUGUCUACAAUCCCAUCAAGCAGAAGUGUUCUGAGACUGAGCAGAACAGCUUUCCCAGUGCACCCAGGCAACACUAACAGGAGCAGCAGGAAAUUGCUAGCUCUUGUUGUCUCUUCAUAUAUGUGGCUGUUUUUAAAUGGUUAAGCAAAUAUAUAUAUUUUAAAAAUGAUC